UAGAAAAAAAAAAAUAAAAAUAAAUAAAAAAAGAGAGAUGGAAAUAAAAGACACAAUGGCGACCAUGGCGACGUUUCGAUUAAACUGACACAUACAAGUUGUUAUUUGUUAAACAAUUAAAUAAGUGUAUGUGUAAUAUAUAAAAAUCAAUUGUUUAUAAAAAUAAUAAAUUAUUAAAUAUAAUAAAUCUUAUUGUAUAUUUAUUAUGUGUUAAAUAUUCUAUUAAAAAAUCUCUUAUUAAAUUUAUAGAAAAAAAAUAAACAAACAAAACAAAAAAAUACACAAACAUUAUUAAAUGUUGAUAUACAAUGGCGGUUAAUGCAAAUGUUUUAUCAAGUGAUAUAAGUAGAAGAAAUCCACAAGAUGAAUAUGAACUUAUUCAAAGAAUUGGAAGUGGUACAUAUGGUGAUGUUUACAAGGCUAAAAGAUUGUCUAUGAAUGAUUUAGCAGCAAUUAAAGUUAUCAAAUUGGAGCCAGGUGAUGAUUUUGCAAUAAUACAACAAGAAAUACUUAUGAUGAAAGAUUGUCGUCAUCAAAAUAUAAUAGCAUAUUAUGGAAGUUAUUUAAGACGUGAUAAAUUAUGGAUAUGUAUGGAAUAUUGUGGUGGUGGUUCAUUACAAGAUAUAUAUCAUAUUACUGGACCAUUAAGUGAAAAUCAAAUAGCAUAUAUGUGUCGUGAAACAUUACUUGGUUUAAAUUAUCUUCAUGGUAUGGGAAAAAUGCAUCGUGAUAUUAAAGGAGCAAAUAUAUUAUUAACUGAAAAUGGUGAUGUUAAACUUGCUGAUUUUGGUGUAUCAGCACAAAUAACAGCAACAAUAAAUAAACGUAAAAGUUUUAUUGGUACACCAUAUUGGAUGGCACCAGAAGUUGCUGCUGUUGAAAGAAAAGGUGGUUAUAAUCAGCUAUGUGAUAUAUGGGCAUGUGGUAUAACAUCAAUUGAACUUGCUGAAUUACAACCACCAAUGUUUGAUCUUCAUCCAAUGCGUGCAUUAUUUUUAAUGUCAAAAUCUGGUUUUAAACCACCAACACUUAAAGAUCGUGAUAAAUGGAGUCAAACAUUUCAUAAUUUUGUUAAAAUAUCAUUAACUAAAAAUCCAAAAAAACGUCCAACUGCUGAAAAAUUACUUCAACAUUCAUUUUUUCAAGGUGAUAUGAAUCGUAGAUUGGCACUUGAAUUAUUACAAAAAGUAUCAAAUCCAAGUCAUAUGUUUACGGAAAUGGAAGCUGAUGAUGAUGGAGCUGUACCAAAUGUACCACAUAGAAUUGCAUCAAGGCAUACUGUUAAAGCUAGACCAAAAAGUCCAAUAUUACAAUCACUUGAUUGUGAUGAUCAAAUUAAUCUUGAUACUGGAACAUUACAAAGAGAUUCUACAUCAACACAAAUUGAUACAAAUAAUUCUGUAUGGGACAUUAUGGAUAUUAUGAAUAAUGUCAAGACUGUUCAUAAUUGUGAUGUACAUCCUGACUGUGGAAUUGGUACUGCAUUUGAUGAUGUACAGGAAAAGAGUCUAUUGCAGUACAUUGAUGAGGAGUUGUUGCUAAGGGGAAAUGCAAUGUCGAUGGUUGAUGGCCAUUGCGAUCAGCUUUAUUCCCUGCAGGCUACUUUACCACUUGGUGAGACAUCAAAUGACUGUGAAUUACAUCAUGGAUUUUACUCAAAUUUAACAGGGUCACAAUCAAGUCCCAGACGUCACAGUUCUGUUGAUGAAUUGUAUGGUAUUGUCAACACAACAUUGUCAUUGUCAUCACCAAAUGGACAACGUCAACGUUCAUUAUCAGACAGUGGUCCAAGAGAUGAUUCAUCAACACGUCACAAUGCUGAUAAAGAAAGUUCUGGAAAUGGAGAAGGUGAAAAUAUGGGACCAGAUUUAUUAUCAGACACACCACCAGUACCACCAAGAAGAAGGGAUAGAAAACGACAUACACCACCAAGACCAAUAAGUAAUGGUCUACCACCAACACCAAAAGUUCAUAUGGGUGCAUGUUUUUCAAAGGUAUUUAAUGGAUGUCCACUUAGAAUACAUUGUACUGCUAGUUGGAUACAUCCAGACACAAGAGAUCAGCAUCUUUUAAUUGCUGCUGAAGAGGGUAUUUAUAAUUUAAAUUUAAAUGAAAUUCAUGAGACUGCUAUUGAUCAAUUGUAUCCAAGACGUACAAUAUGGAUGUAUGUUAUAAAAGAUGUUUUAAUGUCUUUAUCAGGUAAAACACCACAAUUAUAUAGACAUGAUUUAUUAGCAAUGCAAAGUAAACAAACACAUAGAUUUUCAUUGCAUAUGAAUAAAAUACCAGAAAGAUUAGUACCACGUAAAUUUUCAUUAACAACAAAAGUACCAGAUACAAAAGGUUGUAGUAAAUGUUGUGUUGGUAGAAAUCCAUAUAAUGGUUAUAAAUAUUUAUGUGGUGCAAUGCCUGCUGGUAUAUUUUUAAUGCAGUGGUAUGAUCCACUUAAUAAAUUUAUGUUGCUCAAACAUUUUGAAUGUCAAUUGCCUUCACCUCUCAAUGUAUUUGAGAUAUUAAUAACACCUGAUAUGGAAUAUCCAAUGGUUUGUGUGUCUGUUAAACAGGCAUAUCAACAAAAUAAAUUAAAAUUAGAUUUAAUUAAUAUGAAUUCAGGAGCAAGUUGGUUUCAUAGUGAUGAACUUGAAGAUAUUGAUGGUUCAGCAACUGUUAUACCAAGAAGAGAAAAUCUUAAUGUUAUUAAUGUUACACAAAUUGAAAAAGAUGCAAUACUUGUUUGUUAUAAUAAUUUUGUUAAAAUAGUAACAUUACAAGGUAAACCAAGAACAAGUAAAAAACAACUAACUGAAAUGCAAUUUAAAUUUCAAAUUGAAUCAAUAAUUUGUUUGCCGGACAGUGUAUUGGCAUUUCAUAAAAAUGGAAUGCAAGGUAGAAGUUUAAAAAAUGGUGAAGUUACACAAGAAAUAAGUGAUCCAAGCAGAACAUACAGGCUUCUUGGUUCCGACAAGGUUGUUAUGUUGGAAAGUCAUCUUGUACAUACAGGAACACUGACUGAAACUGAAGGGGCUGAUUUGUAUAUACUUGCUGGCCACGAAGCUAGUUACUAAUUAUUUAAAGAAAAAAAAAAAAAUUUAACAAUAAAAAAAUCUACAUUCUAAGGUUUGUGCAUAGAAUGACAAAUUUUAAUUAAAAAAUAGUUGACUCAGCAUGCAAAUAAUUGUGAUUCAGCUGCGGAAAAAAGAAACAUUAUAUAUAAUAAUUUUAUAAUUUAAAAAAAUUUGCCUCUAUUAUGAAAAUGAUAAUAAUUUUUUCAUUUAUUAAUUAAUUAAUCAGCAUUUUUAUUGUUAUGGUUAUUAUUAUUGUUUUUUUUUUUAAACUUGUAAUUUAAUAGGGAAUCAUUGAACGACUGGAAGAAUGUGAUAGAAAUUGUUUCCAGUUUUUUCACAGGACAGUUUUUUUUUUUUUUUUUAAUGCAAAUUUUGCGCUUUUUAGCUUUCUCUUUAGCAAGCUUGGUGAUUUUAAAAGAGAUUACUAUAUUUGAGAUAAAAAAUAAAAUUAAAAAAAGAAAAAAAAAAUAGUAAAUGUUUUGUUAAUAAUGUGCUAACUAUUAUUGUAAUGAAAAAUUUUUUUGAAAUUAAUUUUUGAUAAUUUAAAAUAACAGUCAAAAAAUAUUUUUAACUUAUGACUUGAAUUAAAAAAAAUGAAUAGCACAAAAAAAGAUAAAAAUAGAAAUUUAAAAUAAAUAAAAUUUUGAAAAUUAUCAAUUUAAAGAGAUUAUAAUUUAUUCUCUAAAGAAUAACAUAGAAAGUUUAAUUUAAAAUUAAAUAUAUAUAUAUAGUUUCGAGGCUUGUAUAUACAAAUAAAUUGUAGUUAUUAAAAAACAACAAAAAAAAAAAGCUAAUGAAGUAAUUUAUAAUCUCAAUAAAUCAACGGAAUAAAAAUUUAAUUAAAUAAAUAUAAAUCAAUGUUUUUAGCAAAUUAAAAUUCACUGCAAAUUGUUAUUAAACACCAAAUAUAUUUGCAAUGAAUUAUUUUAAAAUUUUGAAAAAUUAAUCACCUCGAAGAGUGUCUUCCUCCGAAUUAAAAAUGUAUUUCGUAGUUUAAAAAAAAAGAUGUUUAAUUUUUUAAAUUAAUUAAUUCAGAUAAAAGAAGAUAAAAAUUUAUUAGAUGCAAUCACUUAUCAAUAAUCACAUAUCCUCAUGAACCGAUAAAUCGUCUCUUUUUUUUUUUUUGUUUUUCAUUUCUUAAUUAAAACUGAUAUCUAUAUUUUAAACAAGACAAUAAUUAUAAUUUCAAAAUAAAAAAGAAUAAUAAAUACACUGAAAUCAUCAGUCAUCUAAAACAAUAUAAAAAGAAAAAAAAAAAAAAAGUUAAAUAAUAAUAAACGAAUCACCUCUAAUUAAUUCUAUAUUAAAAAUAAAUAUUAGCUGCAUGAAAAUAACGUUCCACUGAGAUAAUUAAUAAAAUUCUUAGCCCAGCAAGAAAAUGUACCUGCCCGAUGACCAGACCCAGGCUUUGCCUCAAUAAAAAAAAUAAAAAAUCAAAUCCCAGUAUUCUGGAUAUUCAGGUGAUUUAAAAAAUCAUUGAAUUAAUUUUCUUUUUUCCUUUGAUGAUAAUAAAUAGUUUAUAAAUAUUAAAAAUAAUCAGAGGCAAAG
Aphidius gifuensis is the source of this 4613-nucleotide messenger RNA. It is a transcript of the gene hppy, whose product is annotated as mitogen-activated protein kinase kinase kinase kinase 5. Gene Ontology annotation, biological process: protein phosphorylation. The record is from RefSeq and is a predicted model, not a curated record. The coding region runs from base 309 to 3065 and encodes 918 amino acids. Gene Ontology annotation, molecular function: MAP kinase kinase kinase kinase activity; ATP binding. Lineage: Eukaryota; Metazoa; Arthropoda; Insecta; Hymenoptera; Braconidae. The transcript is spliced from 13 exons.